This is a messenger RNA of Monodelphis domestica (gray short-tailed opossum), 2845 nucleotides long. It is a transcript of the gene SERPINF2, whose product is annotated as serpin family F member 2. Gene Ontology annotation, molecular function: serine-type endopeptidase inhibitor activity. Gene Ontology annotation, biological process: negative regulation of endopeptidase activity. Lineage: Eukaryota; Metazoa; Chordata; Mammalia; Didelphimorphia; Didelphidae. The record is from RefSeq and is a predicted model, not a curated record.
UCUGGAAGAGGACCGGGAUCAAAGGUCAGGGUGGGAGGGUUGGGCAGGGCCGGAGUUGGGGCCAGAGCCCAGGACAGUGUCAAAGUGGACACGUCGUCGUGUACAGCAGCCAGGAGCCUAACGAGAACCAUGGCACCACCAAUAUGGGCCAUCCUGCUGCUGGGCCUGUCUGUCCUGCCCAGAUCCUGUUUAUCGGAGCCAGUCCAUGAUGCCUUCGUGGAGGGGCAGAAACAGGAGAAAGUACCCCUGAUUCUCCUCCUCAAGUCAGGCAACCAGGAUUCGGACAGGACACCCACGGGUCCCACGGGGCUCCCAGCACACUCUGGGGCUCUGGACUUUACCGCCAACUCCCAGGAGGCCUCCCAGAAUUCAGAGUCCUUCCUGUCCCCGGAUCCGGCGGGCGCUUUCUUCCCCAGGCUGGAGAGCUGCCUGGAGCCCCGCAGGACGACAGCUGACCAGAGACAGGAGGCUGACUGCACGGAGCCCCCAUCGGCGGAGCAGACCCACAAGCUGGCGGAGGCCAUGAUGGCCUUCACGUUAGACUUGUUCGACCAAGUCCUGCAGAAAUCCAGCAGCCCCAACGUGGUCUUGUCGCCCCUCAGCGUCGCCCUAGCUCUGUAUCACCUCGAACUAGGAGCCAGGAGUAAGACCGCCCAGCAACUGCAAAAAGUCCUGCACGUGGAAUCUGUGUCCUGCCUGCAUGAAACCCUCAGCAACAUGCGCCAGGAGCUGGGCGGCACCGCCCUACAAAUGGCAGCCAGAAUGUAUCUGAAGAAAGGCUUCCUGGUCAAACAGGAAUUCCUGGAGCAGUCAGAGAGAUUUUUUGGUGCAAAACCUUCGAUCCUGAAAGGGAACGAGAAGGAAGACCUUCAGAUCAUCAACCAAUGGGUGAAGGAGGCCACGGAAGGGAAGAUCGAGAACUUCCUAUUGGAGCUCCCACCGAACACAGUGAUGCUACUCCUGAAUGCUGUGUAUUUUCAGGGUUUCUGGAAGACCAAGUUUGAUCCCAGUCUGACCAAGACUGAUGCUUUUCAUUUGGAUGAGAAGUAUAUAGUCCCCGUGACGAUGAUGAAGGCCAAGAACUACCCUUUGCGCUGGUUCUUGCUGGAUCAAGGAGAUGUGCAGGUGGCUCAGUUCCCUUUCAAGAACAACAUGAGUUUCGUGACCGUGGUCCCCAGCCAGUUCAAGUGGAACAUCUCCCAGUUGCUGGGCAACCUGAGCCGGGACGCCUUGCACAGACCCUUCCUGAAGGAGAGGCCCACAGUGGUGAUGAUGCCCAAGCUGCAGCUGGAUCACCAAAUGGACCUGGUCUCCACCCUGAGCCAGCUGGGCCUCCAAGAGCUGUUCCAAGCCCCAGACCUAGGCGGGAUCUCGGAGGAAACCCCCGUGGUAUCCAGCGUCCAGCACCGGGCUACCUUGGAGCUGGACGAGGCUGGCGUGGAGGCCUCCGGCGUCACCAGCGUGGUGAUGUCCCGCAUGUCUCACUUCUCCGUCAACAUGAACCGGCCCUUCCUCUUUUUCAUCUUCGAUGACGUCAGCCGCCUGCCGCUCUUUGUGGGCAGCGUCAAAAACCCCAACCCGGGUGGGCAGAAGGAGAUCAAAGAACAGCGGGACGCCCCUGACAAUAAGGAUUUCCUCCCGAGUUCGAAAUACUUCCUCAUGAGAGACAAGUUUUUCGUGCCCGACUUGAAAUUUUCCGCCCCCAACGAGGAGGAUGACUACCCUGAAUUCCAGAACCCCAAGUGAAGGCAGGCGGGGCUGGGGCAGCAUCCCGCCCUCCAUCCAGCACAAGCCGGGUUUCUCCUCCGGAGCUGGGCGUUGGGGCAGGGACUCCGACCUCUCGGGACUGUUUCUGACCAGUCUGCCAAUCUGGGACGAGGCACUGGUGCCAGGGGAGGGGUUUGGGAUCAGGAAUAGAGAUGGAGUGGGAUGGGGGAGGUGAGGAUGAGAAUGAGAAGAUCCCCUUCCCCUCCCUUCCCCUUGGGGUGGGAGGGCAUUAAGGAAUGGUGGGAGGGACGGGCCACUUUCUCCUCUUGGGUUAGCCAUUGUAAAAGGGCUGGGAGGACUUGUCUUUUCUGGGGCUUGGGGUGUGCAUGCUAAUGGUCACUGACAAAGGUCAUUCACAAAAGAAAGUGCAGCACUUCCCAGUUUGUUUACAAUUAUUCCGGUGGAGGAGGUAGAGGGAGGGAACAAAUUGCUCGGUACCCCUUCUGGCCAUAUAGGACAGGGACAAAUCCACCUUUGGGGGCUGAGGGGAGGACAUUGAGUCAUCUUACUCUGAGGAAAGGACAAUGAGAGAAGAGGGGAAGUGACUCUCCUUAGAGUCACAGGAUCCUGGAUUUGAAGCUGAAAGGGACCUCAGAGAUCAAUUAAUUAAACUCCCCCUCAUUUUACACAUGAGGAAACAGACUUGGCCAAGGUCAUAGUAAUCUUUUGGUUUCAUGGACCCCACACCAAUGGUGACAACGGGGAGAGAGCAUCUGAAUGGAUUUUCAUGCUGGCUCAGGCUAAAUGAAGGGAGAUGGACUAGAUAAUCCCCAAGGUGGUAUCGUCCUGUCUUGCUCUAAUGUUCCUAGAGUUAAUGGCAAUGUUAAGCUGAGAUUCUGAACAGAGAACCCUAUUGACCUAGUGGCAUAUUCUCCCCAUCCCACAGCAACCCAGGCCUGAUCCCCAUCAUCUUGCCUCACCUCCAACCAUCCCCCACGAUCCCAAAGUCACCAGAUUGGCUCUCCUUCUCUCCUCUGGGUCCCAUUUGGAGUGGGCAGGGAGGGUGGUUGGAGGCUUAUUUUAUAAAGUUUUUCUAGUGAUUUUUAUGUCAUCAGAAUAAUAAAGAAUGAAUUGGCCA